UCGAACCAGUUUAAUCAGCAUGAAGUGCUUGAUUUCGGUUUUCUUUAUUAUGGGAAUGCUCGUAUAUGCAUCGUCUCUCCUAUGCUACUCAUGUUCCAGCGAGGAUGGCACUUGCAACGGUGAACGGUUGAUCGAAUGUGACGCCCUCAGUGCUGCACUCGGAAUGGCGAUGCUGGUAGGGUUGAAACCAGCAUUCCAGAUCGUCCCGAGUGCCACCUACAAAUGCUACGAGCUGGUGGCCAUACAGCAGCAAACCGAAGUGGUUUUCAAGUCCUGUAUUUACAAUUUGACAGAUGUUUGCGAAGGAAGUAUUCUAAAUGCCACGCAGAAGGAGUGCUACACGUGCACGGAAGACAGGUGCAACGGUUCUGGCCAGGUUAAAAUGGCCAGCGUUUUGGGCAUAGCCGGACUUGUUGUGAUUUUUUGGAUGGCCUGA
Armigeres subalbatus is the source of this 436-nucleotide messenger RNA. RefSeq lists its product as uncharacterized. Bases 20 to 436 code for a protein of 138 amino acids. NCBI's taxonomy places the organism in Eukaryota, Metazoa, Arthropoda, Insecta, Diptera, Culicidae. The record is from RefSeq and is a predicted model, not a curated record. The transcript has 2 exons.